Nothoprocta perdicaria is the source of this 3635-nucleotide messenger RNA. RefSeq names its product DExH-box helicase 34 (gene DHX34). NCBI's taxonomy places the organism in Eukaryota, Metazoa, Chordata, Aves, Tinamiformes, Tinamidae. The coding region runs from base 46 to 3540 and encodes 1164 amino acids. Gene Ontology annotation, molecular function: RNA binding; G protein-coupled receptor activity; ATP binding. The record is from RefSeq and is a predicted model, not a curated record. Gene Ontology annotation, biological process: G protein-coupled receptor signaling pathway; nuclear-transcribed mRNA catabolic process, nonsense-mediated decay. The transcript has 16 exons. Gene Ontology annotation, cellular component: membrane; intracellular anatomical structure.
ACCCCGCGGCGCGAGCUGGGGAAGUCGGUGGGCAGCGCCCGCAGGAUGAGCUUCUCGGCGCCCAACGACACCCUUUACGCCAGCGCCAAUUACUCCGACUACUCUCUGUUCGACUACGACGCCUACGAGGUGCCGCGCGGCUACCGCGCCAUCCUGGCGCUCUACGCCGUCAUCUUCCUCGUGGGCGUGCUGGGCAACGGCGCCGUCAUCUGGGUGGCGGGCUUCGAGCUGCGGCGCACGGUCAACGGCGUGUGGUUCCUCAACCUCUCCGUGGCCGACCUGCUCUGCUGCCUGGCCUUGCCCUUCCUGGCGCUGCCGCUGGCCCACGACCACCACUGGCACCUGGGCCGCUUCGCCUGCAAGCUGCUGCCUUCGCUCACCAUCCUCAACAUGUUCGCCAGCGUCCUGCUGCUCACGGCCAUCAGCGGCGACCGCUGCGCGCUGGUCACGCGCCCCGUGUGGUGCCAGAACCACCGCACGCCGGGGCUGGCGCGCGGGGUCUGCGCGGCYGCCUGGGGCCUCGCCUUGCUCCUCACCAUCCCCUCCUUCGUCUUCCGCACCACGCGCAGCGACGAGUUCUCCGACAAGGAGACCUGCGUGCUGGACUACGGCCGCGUCGGGCAGCACCAGCGCCUCACCGAGCUCUUCAUCACCGUCCUGCGCUUCCUCUGCGGCUUCCUGCUGCCCUUCGUCAUCAUCACCGUCUGCUACGGGCUGCUGCUGAGCCGCGUGCGCGGCAAGGGCUUCGCCCGCUCGCAGAAGGCCUUCAAGCUCGUCCUCGUCGUCAUCGUGAGCUUCUUCGCGUGCUGGCUGCCCUACCACGUGGUGGGGCUGGUGCUGGCGUCCACGGCGCCGCACAGCGCGCUCUUCCAGCGCGCCGCCGAGGCCGACCCCGUGGUGGCCGGCGUCGCCUACAUCAACAGCUGCGUCAACCCCGUCAUCUACGUGCUGGCGGGGCAGGACUUCAAGGCGAAGCUGCGGCGCUCGUGGCGCGCGGCGCUGCGCAGCGUGCUCGACUACCUGGACUUCGCGCAGAAGCGCAGCUUCGCGCGGCUCGCCAAGCUGCAGCGCGAGCGCGCCGCGCUGCCCAUCGCGCAGUACCGCGCGCCGCUGCUGCGCGCCGUGGCGCGCAACCAGGUGGUGCUGGUGGCCGGCGACACGGGCUGCGGCAAGUCCACGCAGGUGCCGCAGUUCCUGCUGGCCGCCGGCUACGGCCGCGUGGCCGUGACGCAGCCGCGCCGCAUCGCCUGCGUGGCGCUCGCCAAGCGCGUCGCCUUCGAGAGCCUGCAGCAGCACGGGGAGCAGGUGGGCUACCAGAUCCGCUUCGAGAGCAGCCGCUCGGCGGCCACCAAGAUCCUCUUCCUGACGGAGGGGCUGCUGCUGCGGCAGGUGCAGCGGGAGCCCACGCUGCCCGGCUACCGCGUGCUCGUGGCCGACGAGGUGCACGAGCGGCACCUGCACGGCGACUUCCUCCUGGGCGUGCUGCGGCGCCUGCUGCCCGCGCGGCCCGACCUCAAGCUCAUCCUCAUGUCGGCCACCAUCAACAUCGGCCUCUUCUCCAGCUACUUCGGCGGCGCGCCGGUGCUGCAGGUGCCCGGGAGGAGCUUCCCCAUCACGGUCAUCUACCAGCCCAUCCCCAAGGAGGAGGCGGCGCCGGGCGGCAAGACGGAGCGCCUGGACCCGCGGCCCUUCCUGCGGGUGCUGCAGGCCAUCGACCACAAGUACCCGCCGGAGGAGCGCGGCGACCUGCUCGUCUUCCUGAGCGGCGUGGCCGAGAUCGGCGCGGUGCUGGAGGCGGCGCAGCCCUACGCGGCGCGCACGCAGCGCUGGGUCGUGCUGCCCCUGCACAGCACCCUCUCCGUGGCCGAGCAGGACAAGGUUUUCGACGUGCCCCCGCCCGGCGUUCGGAAGUGCAUCCUCUCCACCAACAUCGCGGAGACCUCGGUGACCAUCGACGGCGUGCGCUUCGUGCUGGACUCCGGCAAGGUGAAGGAGAUGAGCUACGACCCGCAGGGAAAGCUCCAGCGGCUCCAGGAAUUCUGGAUCAGCCGGGCGAGCGCCGAGCAGCGCAAGGGCCGCGCGGGCAGGACGGGCCCCGGCGUCUGCUACCGGCUCUACGCUGAGUCCGACUACGACGCCUUCUCCCCGUACCCGGUGCCUGAGAUCCAGCGGGUCGCGCUGGACGCGCUGGUGCUGCAGCUGAAGAGCAUGGGGCUGGGGGACCCGCGGACCUUCCCCUUCCUGGAGCCGCCGCCGCCGUCCAGCCUGGAGACGGCCGUGCGCUACCUGCGGGAGCAGGGCGCCCUGGACGAGGCCGAGGAGCUGACGCCCAUCGGGAAGCUGCUGGCCCAGCUGCCCGUGGACGUGGUGGUCGGCAAGGUGCUGGUGCUGGGCGCGCUCCUGGGCCUGGCCGAGCCGGCGCUCACCGUGGCCGCGGCGCUGAGCGUCCAGUCGCCCUUGCUGCGGGCGGCCCCCGGCAACCCCGAGCGCGCCACGGCCCGGCGGCCCCUCGAGAGCCCCCACGGGGACCCCCUCACGCUGCUCAACAUCUUCAACGAGUGGCUCCAGGUGAAAUCGGAGCGCGGCGGCAACUCCCGCAAGUGGUGCCGGCGGCGAGGCCUGGAGGAGCAUCGGCUCUACGAGGCCGCCAACCUGCGGCGCCAGUUCCAGGAGCUGCUCCAAGACCACCAGCUGCUGGAGGCAGCGUCCAGCCGGCCCAGCGACAGCUACAGCCGGCAGAGCCGGCACCGGGAGCGCCGGGAGCUGCACCGGCUGUGGCGGAGCCACGCCGAGACGGAAGGCCGCAAGCGGAAGGUGCUGCGGCUGCAGGACGGGGCCGGCGGCUCCUCCAGCGAGGAAGAGGAGGCSGGCGGUGCCGACCGGCGCGGGGAGCGCGGCAUCGACAUCCAGGACGUCAAGUUCAAGCUGCGGCACGACGUGGAGCAGCUGCAGGCGGCCGCGGGCGCCGCGCUCUCGCCCGCGCAGCUCGCGCUGCUCCAGCUGGUGCUGUGCCGGGGGCUCUACCCGCAGCUCGCGCUGCCCGACCCGCUCAACAGCGGCCGCAAGGACUCCGACCAGAUUUUCCACACCAGGAGCAAGCAGGGCAUCGUGCUGCACCCCACCUGCGUGUUCGCCGCGAGCCCGGAGCUGCUGCACGCCCAGGCGGGCUCGGAGCGCGCGGGCGCUGCAGCGGAGCUCUUCCAGGGCGCCGAGCUGAAGCCGGACGAGGUGAAAGGCGGCUACAGGGUCACCGAGUACCUCACCUACAACUGCCUGGCCAGCGACACGGACCUCUACGGCGACUGCCUGCGGAGCUUCUGGACGUGCCCGCACUGCGAGCUGCGCAUGCCCCUCACGCCGCUGGAGCGCGUGUGCCACGAGAGCGCGUGCCGGCCCGAGCACGGUGAGCCGGCGGGCGAGGCCGGCGGCCCGGCCCCRCGGGCGACGGCGCUGCACCGGCCCUACCGCUGCGACGUCUGCCAGCAGGACUUCACCUUCACGCCCACCGAGAUCCUCCGGCACAAGAAGCAGCACCAGUGACGCGGCGCCGGAGCGGGCAGCCAUCCCUGGGGCACGGUCCGGGCUUUGUGCCCUUGGUGUUUUUCAGGAAAAAGGAGCGGAAACGACCCUUUUCC